Gekko japonicus is the source of this 1238-nucleotide messenger RNA. Its product is annotated as 5-hydroxytryptamine receptor 5B-like. Gene Ontology annotation, molecular function: G protein-coupled serotonin receptor activity. The record is from RefSeq and is a predicted model, not a curated record. The transcript has 3 exons. Gene Ontology annotation, cellular component: plasma membrane. NCBI's taxonomy places the organism in Eukaryota, Metazoa, Chordata, Lepidosauria, Squamata, Gekkonidae. The coding region runs from base 1 to 1050 and encodes 349 amino acids. Gene Ontology annotation, biological process: adenylate cyclase-activating adrenergic receptor signaling pathway.
AUGCCUCUCAACGGCUCCUCCCCGGCCACGGCGGCGGGCAACCGCACCUCCUCGUCGGGCGGCCCCGGCCAGCCUUCCUCCUUCUGGAGCCUGCUGGCGCUGAGCCUGCUGGCGCUGCUGACGGCGGCCACCUUCGUGUGGAACCUGCUGGUGCUGGCGACCAUCCUGCGGGUGAAGACGUUCCACCGGGCGCCCCACAACCUGGUGGCCUCCACGGCCGUCGCCGACGUGCUGGUGGCGGGGCUGGUGAUGCCGCUGAGCCUGGCCAGGGAGCUCUCCUCCGGGCGGCGCUGGCGCCUGGGCCGCGCGCUGUGCCACGUGUGGGUGGCCUGCGAUGUGCUCUGCUGCACGGCCAGCAUCUGGAGCGUCGCCGCCAUCGCCCUCGACCGCUACUGGUCCAUCACGCGGCACCUGGAGUACACGCUGCGCGCCCGCCGCCGCGCCUCCAGCGUCAUGAUCGGCCUGGCCUGGGCGCUGUCGGCCCUCAUCUCCCUGGCGCCGCUGCUCGGCUGGGGCGAGACCUACUACAGCGCCGAGCAGGAGCGCUGCCAGGUCAGCCAGGAGCCCUCCUACACCGUCUUCUCCACCUGCGGCGCCUUCUACUUGCCCCUCGGCGUGGUGCUCUUCGUCUACUGGAAGAUCUACAAGGCGGCCAAGUUUCGCAUCGGGGGCCGAUGCCAAAACUCAGUAAAACUUCCUGUUUGCUUUUGUGUUGAGGUGAAAGAAGCUUCUCAUCAGCCCCAGAUGGUGUUUACAGCUCGUCACGCGACUGUCACUUUCCAGACAGAUGGAGAAACGUGGAGGGAACAGAAAGAGAAGAAAGCAGCUAUGAUGGUUGGCAUUUUAAUUGGCGUGUUUGUACUUUGUUGGAUUCCCUUCUUUGUUACAGAACUAAUAAGCCCCCUCUGUUCCUGCACUAUUGCACCUGUCUGGAAAAGCAUCUUUCUCUGGCUUGGCUACUCUAAUUCUUUCUUCAAUCCUCUUAUCUAUACAGCUUUUAACAAAAAUUACAACAAUGCAUUCAAGAACCUUUUUGUGAGACCAAGAUAAAAGCACUGUCAGGAAGGAGAACAUUCAUAUUUUGUAUGGUAGCAUCCUGAUUUAGCACAGGCACUUUGCAUCGAGUGAAAUGCACAUUACCCACGUGUUGGAAUUAAGCAAUAAUAAAGAGGACUAUGGAGGCAGCACAGAAAUGCAGCUCAUUAGAAUCUUCCACUGCCAAGUAUUGGCAGGAAUUU